Brassicogethes aeneus is the source of this 2628-nucleotide messenger RNA. NCBI's taxonomy places the organism in Eukaryota, Metazoa, Arthropoda, Insecta, Coleoptera, Nitidulidae. The record is from the annotation of a GenBank genome assembly.
CGCACGUGUUAUGUAUUACAUACCUACAUAGGUAAAUGUAUGCUUUUUACUGUAGAAAAUAUUAACAAACUAAUCCUGAUUGUUUUUUUAAAUAUACUUUUCCUUUAGAAAAGGGGUAAGUAGUUUAAACCAAUUUGCUAAGGUGUUACUGUGUUAAAGACGACUAUUAUAUUAAAUUCUUACAUACACUAAUAAUAUAUACCUAAUAAUCAUAUAAGUACCUACAGACUAUAAAUACAUACAAUUUUUUUAGUUCUAAUAAGAUUAUAUCCUGAAAUGGCUUCUUUGCACGGUAAAGCACGUGGAUUUUUCAGUCAGUCGCUCCAAAGUGAACACUAAAAUGCUUUUUGUGAGAAAUUUAAUGUUUUUUAUAGUUUUAAGUUUUGCCGAUAGCAAAGUUUUAGAUUUGUAUAAAAUAUGUAAUCAACAUUACGCGAAAAGGGUUUAUCUCGAGUAUGGGGAAUAUGGGACUUUAACUGCCAAAAUGGAACCAACAGAUUUUCAAAAUAAGGUCCACAGUGCUUAUGGAUCGCAUAGAAAAUGCAGCGUGGAGUUUAUUACCUGUCCAUCGUGUGUAAUUCGUAUUAAAUUUAUAUAUCUCAACAUAUCUCGAUCUUGCGGUAAAGCAACUGUUUAUGACAGCUGCGGCUGCGAUUACGUCUGGAUUUACGAACCGCCUUUUGAAGAGGUGUCCGGCGAACAGUUCUGCGGCACGUUCGUCGAAAAUACCACCAGCGCUUUAAACUACAUCAGCCAAACAAAAAGCGUCGCCGUCACUUUUGUACACAGCAACCAGAUUGGACACGCAUUUACGCUCGAUUUUGUAUCCGAAAGAAAUAGAAUUAUCUAUGAUGGUCAUCCGAAAUUUUCCAACAUGAAUAACGUCACUCAGAUCAUAAACUCGCCCUUUUUUCCGUAUUUUUAUCCGAGCGAUAUGAGUGUGGAGUACGUGAUAAGUUGUGUUUCAAGCGAUUUGUGCAGAAUAAGCUUGGUUUUUAGCGACUUUCAAUUGGCUAGAGGAUCAAUUAUUGAGUUUUUCGAUUGGAAUGGCCAAAGAAUGUUUGUGACUGAUGGAGACAUAUUUCGACCGCCGGUUAUAGUAAGCAAUGGACCAUCUCUAACUGUCAGAUUUUACGCCAAUGGUGCGUUCGAUUAUGGUUUUAAAGCGACGUAUAAUUUUUUAUUGGGUAAUCUAAACGACAUGACUUUUAAACCAGAUAUAGGGUGUGGUGGUAACGUAAACAAUCUAGGAGGUGGCAUAACAAUGAUGAAUAUGCUGGAGGAAGGAACGAAAUAUUACGAUUGUGUUUGGAUAAUAACACCGCCAGCGACAAGUUUUCAUCUGAAAACCCAUUUGUAUGUAAAGGUUAUAAUUUUUUCGAAUUUCGCUGGAACCACAGAGCUAGCAAUUAGGCAAGGCUUAACUUCCAGCGAACCCGUAAUAGAAUCGAUUAAACAGUCUUUAUUUAAUUUUGCAACUGCCAAGGAAAAAGAACACGUGGUUCCCAUAAAACAAGGAUUCUAUAUCACGUUGAAAGGACUGUUUAAACCGGAAUCAAAACUGGCCAUUGUAUAUGCUGCAUUUAACUAUAAAGAUUGUUAUGCUGGUUCAGACUUUUUAUGCAACAAUUUCAGAUGCAUUUCGGCGUUAUUAAAUUGCGAUGGUUUCGAUCAUUGCGGGGAUAAUAGUGAUGAAUCUAUUUCUUGUUCUGAGAAUCCUAAAGAUAGAAGACAUCGAUCUAAAACCCCUAAUUUUUUGUUUCCGAAAACGGAACAGUAUUCCGAUGUUUCUACGGCAACUAUUAUUUUUUUAAUCUGUGGAUUUGGUUUAUUGGGUAUAAUUAUGGCACUCGCUUUACUUCUUUUUAGAAUAAACAUGAAAGCAAGACAUCAACGGCAAAUUCAAAACCAUCUGGAAACCAUUCAUGCAAUAUUAGAGGAAAGUGUUGUCGAUGUGGAAGAAGAAAUUAUUAUACCAGACGACCCUCCAGAUUACGAAGCCCCUCCUGAGUACUGUGAUACUCUUAAGACUGGAGCAAUAAAAAAGAAAAUUAAAAGAAGGCCAGUCCCAACAAUUCCAGCGGGAACAAGCAGUUUAAUGACAAAUGAAAACCUGCCAAACACUACACAUACGAGUAGUAAAACUACACCCACAUCUCCACCACCUCCGUACAUCGGAAAUACUUCGAUUAGUAUGACUAUCGACCAAGAAGAGGGAAGAGAUUUCAUAAGCUUACCAAGUGAUAAUAACAACGUUCAACAACCAGAAAGACAUUCUUUGACACCCAACGUGGACGAGUCAAUUUUUUCGAUGUACCUCGACCAUAUCCGAUCGGCUUUUAGUUGGAACAACAUAGAAGUUUCGGUGCGUCGAAGUUUUCGCUACUACAAAUCGGAGAAUGCUUUGAAACGCGAGGACAGCUUGUCGCAAAACGAUACAAAUAUAAUUAAAUACUCGUCGGAUACAGAACUGCAAUAUUUGAGCACUGAUGCUAUCGAUCAAUUCUGGCCCCGGGUGGGAAAUGUUUGUUUUAAAAAAAGUCUCUCUUCCGAUAAUAUUUAAAUUAGGUAUGCACCUACUUAAUUAUUAUUAAUUUAAAUAAAAAGUGUAAAACUUAUUCAUUUGUU